Gymnogyps californianus (California condor) is the source of this 2505-nucleotide messenger RNA. It is a transcript of the gene RAB35, whose product is annotated as RAB35, member RAS oncogene family. Gene Ontology annotation, molecular function: GTPase activity; GTP binding. The transcript is spliced from 6 exons. Gene Ontology annotation, biological process: Rab protein signal transduction; endocytic recycling. The record is from RefSeq and is a predicted model, not a curated record. Gene Ontology annotation, cellular component: plasma membrane; endosome membrane. Bases 59 to 664 code for a protein of 201 amino acids. NCBI's taxonomy places the organism in Eukaryota, Metazoa, Chordata, Aves, Accipitriformes, Cathartidae.
GCCCCCUCCCCCCUCCCCGCUCGCUCCGCCGCCUGCGGCCGCUCCCGCCGCCCCGGCCAUGGCCAGGGACUACGAUCACCUCUUCAAGCUGCUCAUCAUCGGCGACAGCGGUGUGGGCAAGAGCAGUUUGCUGUUGCGUUUUGCAGAUAAUACGUUCUCAGGCAGCUACAUUACCACAAUUGGAGUGGAUUUUAAAAUCCGGACAGUUGAGAUCAAUGGAGAGAAGGUGAAGCUACAGAUCUGGGACACAGCUGGACAAGAGCGCUUCCGGACUAUUACAUCAACGUAUUACAGAGGAACACAUGGGGUCAUUGUUGUCUAUGAUGUAACGAGCGCAGAAUCUUUUGUGAAUGUGAAACGGUGGUUGCAUGAAAUUAAUCAAAAUUGUGAUGAUGUCUGCCGGAUACUAGUGGGGAAUAAGAAUGAUGACCCAGAGCGAAAAGUGGUAGAAACAGAAGAUGCCUAUAAAUUUGCUGGGCAGAUGGAGAUCCAAUUGUUUGAGACCAGCGCCAAAGAAAAUAUUAAUGUGGAAGAGAUGUUUAAUUGCAUUACAGAGCUAGUCCUGCGAGCAAAGAAAGAAAACUUAGCAAAGCAGCAACAGCAGCAACAGAAUGAUGUGGUGAAGCUAACGAAGAACAGUAAAAGGAAGAAGCGGUGCUGCUAAUGCCCUUUCCCUGCUGCAGAGACUCUGCUCUCAGACAGAUCAGCCCCUCCAGCUAGACUCGGGCAAUUCCACUGGGGCAGGCUUUGGGAGGACUUUCUCAGUUUUGUGCCGUUAUUUAAAGAUUAUUUUUUCUCCAUGUUUUCUAUCAAGAGGCGCUGGCACCUUACCACUUCAGUGCCAAGAAGGUAUCGGAUGGAAUCUUGCCCCCCUCUCCUCCCCUGCUCAUUCCAGUGCGCCUUGUAGACAAGAAGGACGUUGCCUACCAAGUGGACUAAUUAACCCAAGAGUUUGUAUAUAAUGUAUAUUGCUUUAACCAGCCUCGCCUCCCUGUUGUCGCUUUGGCUUAUGCCUUCUUAAUGUCAACCAAUCAUGGACUGCAGAGUUCAUCUUUUUAAAAAAAUAGUACAAAGUUCUUAAUUUGAGUUGGCCCCAGGCUGGCAGCAACUGCUUCCUGGGGCCUCUGGCUUCAUUUCUGUUGGGCUCCGGGCUGGCAACUGGUGCCCCUGGGCCCUAUGGCUUCACCUGGAGUUCCAGGCUUUUACUGGGGCUCAGGCUUUGUUUUUCUAGGUACCAGGAUUGCAGGUGUUGCUGCUGGAGCCUGGGGUUUCACUUCACCAGCCCCUGGGCUGGCAGCUGGUGCUGCUGCUGGGGCCUUGAAUUUCAGUUUGCCAUGAUCCAGAUUUGCGGCUGGGUCCUUGGGUUUCGCCUUCUUGUGCUGCAGCCCAGCUGUACCUGUGCUCUCCUUUAGUUUGUAUCAAGAUACUGAAAAACAAACUGACCUGCAGAAGUGGAAUUUAUUUGGAUAAAACUUUUUUUAAAAAAAAAAAGCAAAGUUUAACUCCUUUGACCUCUGCUUCUGGUUCUGCCAGGGUCCUAAGUGAGGGUCCAUUUCUUUUGAGAACAACAAAAACCAUGUGAUUCUGCCAAAAAACCCAAACUUCUCGUUGCCCUGUCCACAAAUAGGCAAUCUGAACUUGAAUGUGAAUUUUGGUGGCAAAGCUUUUGUUUUUGAGAGAGAAAAGGCAUGAAAAUAAAUCCAGCUGUUCUGGAUUGAUGUCUGAAUGUGAAAGCUGCUGCAGGAUCAUUCCCAGGAUUCUUCUGUUAGAAAGGAGGACUGCUGUUUAAUGUAAAGAAAUGGAAAGCUUGCAUGCUUGGGUUAUGUGGUGGUGGAGGAUCAGCCUUGGAAGCAAACUGGUCUCGCUGUGCUCAGCAACGUUUUCCUGGCCCUUGUUGGCUUUUCUGGGAAAACAAGGGCUCAGUUCGUCAGCCUGAAUAGAUGUAGUUAAAGGUGGAGAGUGUAUGUGCGUGUAACUAAAAUAUCAAAUGUCUGGGCUGAAAGUACAUGCUCAGCACCUGAAUAAUUGCCUAAAUAAUAAUAAAAAAAUAAUUUUUCUUUAAAAUGACUAAAAGGCAUGGAGGGUAUGACUUCCUUUAAGACCUUGAAGGUGGACGUACUCAGUUUGUCAGUAAGUGGCCCUAUGGAAUUGCUGGCCUUAGUUUGGUAGGAUAUGAUUCACCAAUGUCCAUGAGCUUUGAAUCAGCCCACUUCUCUCCCUUCCUCCCCCUCCCCCAGGAGAGGCUAAAUUUUAGUCACUUAUUUUGCCUGCAUUUUUUUAGAUUUUACGGGUUGUGGUAAGAGCCCUAAUCAUACAAUCACAUCACAAUCAAUCACUUUAAAGACUUUUUAAAAAAUGCAAACAAUGAAUGUGUAACACAUGGGUUUUUUUAAUCAGUUCAGGUGCUGGGAGUAUGUAUCCAGCUGCCUUCACCCAUCUCUUUUCUUCACAUAUCUUUCAUUGGUAACCCAAGAAUAAGAAUGAGCUGGGAUGAUACUGCUAGCG